CAGGGGGCAGCUCUCUGAUCAUCUGCAGCAAACGACCCGCUGCCUUCACUGAUCCAACAUGGCUGCGCCCUGAAGGAUGCUGCUAACGGCGUGAAGGUACAGGACGAGUGACAGUGGAUGGAUUCUCAGUUGACUCAGAGGCAGAUUUAAGGCUCACGAGACAGACCAAGAUGUCAAAGAUCUCUAAGGCAGCCAAGGCUGUGAAGAAAUUGGAUGUCAACAGUGUAAUCCGGGCUAUAGUGAGGUCAGGACAAGCAGCCCCUGGACCCCCACUCGGCCCGAUCCUGGGACAGAGAGGAAUCCCCAUCGGGCAGUUCUGCAAGGACUUCAAUGAGAAAACCAAGGAUAUGAAGGAGGGCAUCCCUCUCCCAGUCAAGAUCCAUGUGAAGCCUGACCGGACCUAUGACCUGAAGAUCGGCAUGCCCACCGUGUCCUACUUCCUCAAGCAAGCAGCGGGCAUCGCGAAGGGGGCCGGCAAGACAGGCCACGAGACAGCAGGAAUGGUGUCAGUGAGGGCGGUGUAUGAGAUCGCCCGGGUGAAAGCCGAGGAUGACUGCUUUAAGAAGAGGGACGCCUCCCUCGAGUACGUCGUCAAAUGCAUCAUCGGCUCGGCUCGCUCGCUGGGCAUCAAGAUAGUCAACGAACUCUCACCUGACGAGUACAAACUCUUCCUGGAGCAGAGAGAGGCGAAGCUAAAAGCUGAUGCCGAGGCUGCAGCCGCUGAAGCUGCGACGUUAAAAAAGAAAUGAAGACCUGCAACAUUUUUUAUUAUUUCCCCCCUCAUUCCUAUUUGUAUUGACUCUAUAUGUGAACUGCAUUCAUACAAAAACACUGUUAAUGUUGCGUGUGUCAGUUAAUAAACAGUUAUGCGUCUCC
Molecule: messenger RNA, 876 nt
Organism: Centropristis striata (black sea bass)
Lineage: Eukaryota; Metazoa; Chordata; Actinopteri; Perciformes; Serranidae
Gene: mrpl11
Product: mitochondrial ribosomal protein L11
Exons: 6
Coding region: 171-749 (192 amino acids)
Biological process (GO): translation
Cellular component (GO): ribosome; mitochondrial large ribosomal subunit
Molecular function (GO): large ribosomal subunit rRNA binding; structural constituent of ribosome
Source: RefSeq, a predicted model, not a curated record